AUGGCCAGGACGACCCAGCAUCGCCCCACUAGUCGAGAUGAUUUCGAGAUCGCCAUUGUAUGUGCGUUGACGCUGGAAUUCGAUGCCGUUUGCGCUCUUUUUGACGAGAUUUGGGACGAGGACUACGGGAGGACCUGGGGAGAUGCGAACAUUUACACCAAUGGGCGCAUUGGAAAGUUUAAUGUCGUCCUCCUCAAGCUUUCCGACAUGGGGAAAGUCAGCGCGGCUAUUGCAUCUGCUCACCUUCGCUCAAGCUAUUCAAGUCUUUCCCUAGUCCUUCUUACCGGGAUAUGCGGAGGUGUUCCUUUCCCAGGUGCCGGCAAGGAGAUUCUCCUAGGGGAUGUGGUUGUUAGUAGGCAUAUCGUGCAGUAUGAUCUUGGCCGACAGUAUCCUGAGGGCUUUGAGACGAAGGAUACAGUAGAAGACAGGUUUGGCCGAGCACCGCCAAAUAUUCGGCAUCUUCUUUCGAUGUUGGAAACAAUCCGCGCGCGGGAGAGGGCUGAGGAGCUCACCGCAGGCUACCUGUUAAAACUCCAACAGAUGACCGCUCGUAAGCCCGGGGGCAUAAGAUACGACUACCCCGGGGCCUCGCAGGAUAUAGUCUUCGACUCCAGCUACCGACACAAGCGGCGAUUUUUUAAGAGCCUGUCGUGUAAGGAGGUAGGAUGCGACUUUAAAAAUGUCAAAUCACGAGAACGCAUCCAGACAAAGCAAGAAUUAGAAAAGCGAGGCGAGACGGAAAAAGCUCAAGCUCCGUCUUUAUUCGUCGGCACGAUCGGAUCGGCGGACACGGUCAUGAAGUCGGCGGAGAAGCGAGACAGGAUUGCCAGAGCCCAUAGUAUCAUUGCCUUCGAGAUGGAGGGCGCCGGACUGUGGGAGACGCCCUGUGUCGUCGUUAAAGCUGUUUGCGAUUAUGCAGACAGCCAUAAAAACAAGGAAUGGCAGAAUUUUGCCGCUGCAACUGCAGCAUCUGCUACGAAGGCGCUGUUGGACUUUUAUCCUCAACGAGACGCGUUGAGAAGAUCUGCUCCAAUUUAA
This is a messenger RNA of Aspergillus eucalypticola CBS 122712, 1038 nucleotides long. RefSeq names its product 5'-methylthioadenosine/S-adenosylhomocysteine nucleosidase family protein. The coding region runs from base 1 to 1038 and encodes 345 amino acids. Gene Ontology annotation, molecular function: catalytic activity. The transcript has 2 exons. The record is from RefSeq and is a predicted model, not a curated record. NCBI's taxonomy places the organism in Eukaryota, Fungi, Ascomycota, Eurotiomycetes, Eurotiales, Aspergillaceae. Gene Ontology annotation, biological process: nucleoside metabolic process.